UUUUCCAUUAUUAUUUUGAUUUGUUUUAAUAUGAAAUUUUUAGAUAUGCCCUUAUGUAUGUUUGGGGUGACAUUGCAAGUAUUAUUCCUUAUCUCUCUAUGAUAUCAUGGUGUGAUGGUAAAGGUAAUGUUUUUUGAACGUGUGGUGAGUGGGAGUGCAUUCUCAUUGGUGAGGCGUGGCCAAGUCGCUGUAUAAAUGAAAGCAUGUUUGGAAUUUCAUUCAUAGCAUUACCCAACACAAAGACAGCACAAACAUAAAAAACCUACCAUGCAGCAUUCAAGAGCACACUGCGUUCUCCUUUCUGUCGGAGCUGUAUUUUUUACCUCUUUUCUGGCGGAGACCGUGGCUCAACAGGAAUACGAAGAACCAAACAAGGCCCUGCAGCUCGAGGCUCUGAAAGCGAGUAUUUUAGAGUACCUGGGGAUGGAGAGUCCACCUGGACCCGGCGAAAAAGCUUCUCACCGGGACCUGGUCAGGAUGUUUCAUCAGUACAGAAGAAUAAAACAACUACUUCGAGGAAACUCCACUCAAGAAGACAAACUUCAGCAGAAGCAAAGAGCCUCCACGGUGCUCUUUCCCACUACAGUCGAGCCUCUAAACUCGACCACAGAGUUAAAGCAACAAUGGUUCAGAGUUGCCUUCAACAAGAACUCAACCAUCAACAAUGGACUAACUCUUAAACAAGCAAGACUGCAUAUUCAGAGACCGCACAGGGAUAAAAUUUCACCCAACCAGUCGUGGCUUACAAAGGACAUUCUGGUUAGGACGCAGAAGCCCUCUGGUUUUCACACAGAGGCUAUAUUUCACACGAAGGAUCUUAAUAAGCGACAUCUUAAGUUGGAUCUGACACAUGUGGUUAAGAGGUGGCUGAGAGACACCAAUGCUGAACUUUUAGUGGUUGAAAUUUGCCUCAUCAGAAAACGAAAAGCACGUGCUCAGUCCAAACCGAGGCUUAGUUUAGAACUUAACCAAUCAUCGAGGAGAGUCAGAAGAGGUGUGACUGCUGAUGAAGAUGAAAGUCUCUGCAGGCGGAGAUCACUAAAUGUUUCUUUUAAAGACAUUGGCUGGUCAGACUGGAUUAUCGCUCCUUCGGGCUACACAAUGCACUAUUGUGAUGGUUCGUGCCCGCAUAAUUAUAAACCUGCCAGUAUGCACACACAGGUGAAGUCCCGUCUGUAUCUCAUGUCUAAGGGAUCGUCGCGUCAACCCUGCUGCGUACCGGCCAGCUAUGAGCCGAUGGUACUGAUGCAUUAUGACAGUCGUGGAAAGUUAAAACUCACACCUUUCAAUGAUUUGAUAGUCAGCGAAUGCCAUUGUGCAUGAGUGUAAAAUCCUGCAAUCCACUGACUAUUAAAGUGCUAAAUCAGGGGUGGGGAACCCUGGUCCUGGAGGGCCAUUGUCCUGCAGAGUUUAGUUCCAACCCUAAUUAA
Molecule: messenger RNA, 1430 nt
Organism: Paramisgurnus dabryanus
Lineage: Eukaryota; Metazoa; Chordata; Actinopteri; Cypriniformes; Cobitidae
Gene: gdf15
Product: Growth differentiation factor-15
Cellular component (GO): extracellular region
Molecular function (GO): cytokine activity; growth factor activity
Source: RefSeq, a predicted model, not a curated record